UCCCGUCAGUCUGUUCGCGCCGCAGUACGUAGUCUUGCCCGAUAUCUCUCUUCCUGUGUUGCCGCCCUUGGGGUGCGACAGUUCAGGCGAGAAUCUCCAAUCGGAAAUACUGCUAGUAGUUUACAGCAAGUUAACAUCGAAAAACCUCAAUUGCUUUAUAACUAAGCAUUCUUCGCUGCGGCACUUUUUUUGGAGUGUUGCUCUUUGGUAAGGAGUGUGAACCUGGCUGGGUGUACUGAUCAAAAAGCCUGCCUCCACCGAGUAUAUAGCCUCUCCAGUUAUGGCGCUGCCAUUUAAGAAGGACUUGGAGAAGUACAAAGAUCUCGAUGAGGAUGAGAUCCUCAACAAGCUCUCUGAAGAGGAGCUGAAACAGCUGGAAAGUGCUCUUGAGGAACUGGACCCAGAGAAUGCCUUGCUUCCAGCUGGCUUGCGGCAGAAGGAUCAGACCACUAAAUCGGCCACAGGUCCCUUUGAUAGGGAGAAGCUGCUGAAAUACCUGGAGAAACAAGCUUUGGAGUACAAGGACCGGGAAGAUGUGGUCCCUUUCACAGGGGAGAAGAAAGGUAAAGCGUGGGUGCCAAAGCAAAAACCUGUUGAAAAACGGCAAGAGGAAGUAACAACCCUCGACCCAGAAUUAGAAGAAGCCCUCUCUAGUGCCACUGACACUGAGCUCUCUGACCUGGCAGCUAUUCUUGGUGUCCAUACACUGGUGACAAGCAUCCAAAGCUCCGAUAGUACCAACAGUAAAGAUGGCUACAACAAUGUCAUCAAAGGGGAGAAAGUGAAGCCCGUUUUUGACGAGCCCCCAAAUCCCACAAACGUGGAGGAUACUUUACAGAGGAUAAGGUCUAAUGAUGCAAUGUUAACAGAAGUCAACUUAAACAACAUCAAGAAUAUUCCCAUCCCUACACUGAAGGACCUUGCCAAGGCCAUGGAGAAAAACACACAUGUGAAGAAGUUCAGCUUGGCAGCAACACGGAGCAAUGACCCCAUUGCUGUGGCCUUUGCAGACAUGUUGAGAGUGAAUAAGAACUUAAAAAGUCUAAACAUGGAGUCCAAUUUCAUCACCAGUGUGGGCAUUAAGGCCCUGGUAGAAGCCCUGAGGGACAAUGAAACACUCACCGAGAUAAAGAUUGACAAUCAGCGGCAGCAGUUGGGAACCACAGCAGAGAUGGAGAUUGCAAAGAUGCUGGAAGAGAACACAAGCAUUCUCAAGUUUGGGUACCACUUCACACAGCAGGGUCCAAGAACUAGGGCCGCUGCCGCCAUCACCAAAAACAACGACCUGGUCCGCAGGAAGAGACUGGAAGGCGAUCCGUAGAGACGGGGAACUCGACUGCCAUGCGCCAAGUGGCACAUACUGUUGGAAUUACUUCAGCUGUACUGCAAAGUCUUGUGCCAAACGGUGGGGCACAGCAUCUUCAAGGAGCACCAUUCUGAGAAGAAGGGAAAUGACUGGAAUAGCCCUUUCCGUUAAUUGUUUAUAUUACUGUUGUUGUGCUAGUUCUUACUACUGUUAUGUUAUUCAGAAAUAAUUGAGUCUAGUGACUUUUUUUUGCUUUCUUAAGAUCUUUACGUUACACCCACCGUUCUGCAUGACCACAUGUUUACCACUUUUGAUAUCUUGGCAUUCUUAGGCUUUUUUUUUUUGGUACCACAGAACCAUUGUGAAAGUGUUUUAAAAAAAAAAAAAAAAAAAAAAAAAAAGGCACUGAUGCAAUGUAAAAUAACAAGGAAUACGGAAAUAUAGUUUCUGCAUUAUAUACGUGACAGUGCUAUGGUUGCAAGCCAUUAGCACAUCUAGCACAGCAGCAGCACACAGUGGCCAGUCUUAGAAUUUAUUGGCUGCACCAUAUAUAGAUGCACACAUGGCUUUGUGUGUAUUUAAUGGAAGUAAAAUGCAUUGUUCCACAUUGUAAUGACAGUUCUUCUUUAGUAUUGUAGAAAACGUUAGUCGGGCCUUCUGUUUUGUAGAUUCAAACAUGUGGUGAUGUUGACAGUGGGACUGUUUAAUACUGUAGAGGAGUUGGCGACUGGAAUUGGAGAGCACUAACACACACGCUCACAUGGUAGCCUGCCUUCAUUCUUUUAUAAACUUGUUCACACACUCUUAAGGGGUGACAGGGUUUGCUAGUUGUACUCUGGCUUUUCCUGAGCUGUGGACAGUGUAAACUGCACUGUAUAGAUGCAUAUCUCUCAAUGGCAGUGUGUAAAUACUUUUUUUUAUAGUAGUUAUUGAGUUUCAUUCCAGGUCAUGCUUUGUUACUUUUUUGUUUCCCCUCCACUGCAGGAAAAGGGAUCAAGCUGAACAAAGAUGGUGGUUUAACCAAGUAUAUGUGGUCUUUUUUCUUUUUCUUUUUAGCCAAAACAAUUUAGUUUUAGCAGUGAUUAUCUGUAAACAUAAAUAUGUAAGGUCAUUGUGCUACCUGGACUCCACUCUAACAGAAAAGUCCACUCAAGUAGCAACUUCUCUGUCAUGCCAAAGAUGCGUGCUUUAACAUUCACACCUCAUUCCAAGACAUUCCCAUUUUGGUGUUCUAGUCCUUUAUCACAUACAAAGUACAUUAGAGAAGUACUAGGAAAUUUUUUUUAAAUAAAAAAAUUAUAGAAUCUGGGAACAUGUACUGAGCACUGUACAACCAAUUUACAUAGCUGUGAUAUAAUACUGUUAAUAUCAAAUAAUGUCUACAGCUUUGAAAUGCAGCCUCACUGUUAUGUGCUACACUCCGGUACUUGGUUGUCUGAACUUCGUAAAUAUAAACGGUAGAAUUUAUAGCAUGCUGUAGGCUACAGAACAACUGGAUGGCACAGGGCAAUGUGCAUGUUUUUAAAGGUGCAUGAAUCAACCAAUUCACCGUUGUCAUUUUAACAUUAGCUGUCCGAACACGCUGUGGAAAUCUAACCACGUAUCUACAUGUAUGUUGACUUUUUAUGUUUUAAUGCAUUCAAUUAUUUUAAAAUAUUUUCUAUAAAUGUUUAGUAAAUCCAUGAUUCUCUGUGUAUAGUCUUAAUGUUGUUGGAAUCAGAUUGCGGUUAUUAUGGGUUCUCUAUGAUGGGUACCGAUUAAGCGGUUUUUCUUGUAAGAAAAAUUAUGUAUGCAAAAAGUGGAUUGGUCUUUGGCUUUGCCCUUUCAAUAUUAUGUAAUAGUUAUGUGUACUAUAAAUGUCCAUCUCAGACUGUUGAAGCAGAUUUUUCCAAAUUUGUUAGCCAAAGUAAUUCACUAAAUUUAAGUUACUGCUGAGAUCAUAUGCAUACUACAGGUCUGAGCUUAAAAAGAGGAAAUAUUACUAUAUGUACUGUUAGUGAAACAAACCAAGUAAUAAAUGUUUUUCAUAUCA
Scleropages formosus (Asian bonytongue) is the source of this 3338-nucleotide messenger RNA. It is a transcript of the gene tmod2, whose product is annotated as tropomodulin 2. The transcript is spliced from 10 exons. Gene Ontology annotation, biological process: muscle contraction; actin filament organization; myofibril assembly. Lineage: Eukaryota; Metazoa; Chordata; Actinopteri; Osteoglossiformes; Osteoglossidae. Gene Ontology annotation, molecular function: tropomyosin binding. The record is from RefSeq and is a predicted model, not a curated record. Gene Ontology annotation, cellular component: cytoskeleton; striated muscle thin filament; myofibril. The coding region runs from base 281 to 1321 and encodes 346 amino acids.